UUAAUGCGAACAAGAGUGAACAAGAGCGAGUGCGACCAAGUUCGACUACGACGCGCUUCCAAUCAUUCCAAUGUUGACGUUUGGGAAAACGUAGAACAACGAGAGAUUAGAAUAAAUUGAAGGAAGGAGAUCUAGCGACAACAUGGAAGUUCUAGAUCCGACCGUCACCAGAGAUGAUCAGCCUCUUUUUAUCAACGAUACCUUAGAAAGAGGUCAGGUUAUGACAGUUGAGAAACAGGCGGCAUCGCCAGCUGAUACGCCGUCAUGUAUCAAAGCACGUUAUGUAUUGGGCUUCCUCGGAUUUUUGGGAUUUGCUUUGGUAUACGCCAUGAGAGUCAAUUUAUCGGUGGCUAUUGUCUCCAUGGUUAAUCAAACUGCGAUACCGCACGUGGAUAAUAAUGACACCACUGACGUUUGUGACAAUAAGGAUAUCAUCAACGGAACCUUCAUUCCUAGUGCUGGAGAAUUUGAUUGGGAUGACAGAACGCAGGGUCUCAUUCUUGGCGCCUUCUUCAUCGGAUACGUAGCAACGAAUGUCCCUGGUGGGAGAAUGGCAGAGAAAGUUGGCGGAAAGUUAGUCUGCGGUCUUGGGGUAUUUUUAACAGCGGUAUUGACAGUGAUCAGUCCUUUUGCUGCUUAUUGGGGACUGACACCUUUCUUGGCAGUUCGUAUCGCCGAAGGUUUUACCGAAGGUGUGACAUUCCCAGCGAUGCACAAUAUGUUAGCUCACUGGGUGCCCCCACUGGAAAGAGGCAAAUUUGCCGCCAUUGUUUAUGCCGGUUCGAAUUUCGGAACGGUGAUUUCUCUGCCCGUGAGUGGGUGGCUUUGUUCUCUGGAAUUCUGGGGUGGUUGGCCUCUGGCAUUCUAUCUGUUCGGUGGCCUUGGUAUCGUCUGGUACAUCUUCUGGUUGCUCUUCGUCUACGACACGCCGUCUGAACACCCUCGGAUCGACCCCCAGGAAAGAGCAUACAUCGAGGCCUGCGUCGAGUCGAAAGACGAGGACGAUGAUCUUGGGGUACCCUGGCUGGCGAUUUUCACGUCUCUACCUAUGUGGGCCAUCACGAUAACGCAGUGCGGACAAGCGUGGGCCUUUUACACCCUGCUGACCGAGCUGCCGACUUACAUGGACCGCAUCUUGCACUACAACGUACAACAAGACGCAUUCCUCUCGGCACUGCCGUACUUAAGCGCCUGGAUAAUGGGCCUGGUAAUAUCGAGCAUUGCCGAUGCCCUCCUGGCUCGUCAAAUGAUCUCACCGUUGAUUUCCAUCAAAUUGUGGAAUACCGUUGCCUCCCUGGGUCCGAGUCUCAGCUUUAUAGGAGCAAUCUGGGCAGGCUGCGACCGCUUUACCGUCAUGAUGAUGCUCGCUGGUUUGGGCUCUCUCCAAGGCGCCGUUUAUGCCGGAAACCAGAUGAACCACAUCGCUCUUGCUCCACGAUACGCCGGAACUCUCUACGGCCUGAGCAAUGCUGCCGCCAAUGUCUGCGGCUUCCUGGCGCCUUACAUCAUCGGCAGGAUAGUGCAGGAUCACGAAACGCUGGCGCGCUGGCACCUGGUAUUUUGGAUGGCUGCUGGUAUAAACAUGCUGACCAAUUGUUUUUACCUGAUGUUCGCCUCGGCGACGGAACAGUCGUGGAGCAAAGGACGCAGUUGAUGACGGAAUCAUCCUAGGUGCAGAUUUAAGCUCGGCGCGGCGAACGUUCUGCCGAUCAAUCGCGUCGCCUUAAGUUCAUUCUGAUCGGACUCCUGACUGCUGCUUCGCACACGUCGCCUCUUUUUAUUAGUUCGUACUAACUUUUCAAGUUUAGACUCAUUUUCCUUUUCUCACCAAGUAAGAUAAGGCUGCGUCAGUAUUUCACUUUACUUAUGACGAGGUUUCGUACUUUGUGUCAGCUUUGGGUUCGGUGGUCUGCAAAUUGACUCGUGCACUGUUCACGCAACAUUGUCACUUUAUUUUCGAUUGUUAUUGCCUUAACUAUAAUUUGACGAAUUUAAGGUACCUUUGUACCUGAUAAACCUCUCGAGAAACAAAGCAGUGCAGGAUUUUCUCUACUUACGGUGGUCUUGUCUCCUUCAAGUGUUACGAUACUUAGUUCCGCUGGACUGUGUAAGUAUCAUUCUCGAUGGCUUCAUUGAAAUGAUGAAAUUACACGAGGGCUACCUCCUAUAUUUGAAGGAACUAACGAAAUCAUCGUGGAUGUUAAUUUUAGAGAUGUCAGUAUUUUUUUUUAACGGUUUCAAAACCGUUCAAUUAAUCUGCACCGUUGUCUUGUUAAGGUGAUAUGAGAGGUCAUUCUUUGAGUAUUGAUAAGAUCUCUGAAACGAACUCUGUGUUCGGACAGGGAAAUUUAAUGAUAUUUAAAAAUGCUCAAAUUGACUAGUAAGAUUCAUGAAACCGCUGGUGAUGAAGUGAAUUACCUGAAACCUUGGCGCAGGAAACCCCGUUAUUUUUAAUGUCCUAAGAGAAAAUGAACUUUCACGUCGGCUGCAAUUAACUUUUAAUCGUAGUCGGUGAUUCAUCGGAACCGCCAAUUGGUUUUGGCGAAAUGUACCGAAGAUAUCGAAGCCCUGUGAAAUAUUUUAUGUCAAGAUACCGAGGAUCAUGUAACUUCGUACAUGUACAGUAGGACGGUACUUUUAGAAGAACGAUAGGUAAUGGAGUAGCGUGUAGCUAUAUAAAUUAGCUAUAUUGAGUAAAAUGGUAUAGAUAGUGGGAAAGUAGAUUUUCACAUACGUAGACCAAAAAGACAAAAAUUACGGCGAUUUUUAUAAAGAAAGAUCGUAGUAGGACCUUAGUCGACAGUAUAUUCUCAAUAUCAAUGGGUGCUGUUCAACAAACAUCACUUUAGCAAUGGCUCUCUCAUACUGGACUAUCCUUUCCUGUAAUUUUUCAUUAAAAAAAAAAAAAGCUUGUAUAUAAAAUACAUAAAAUGCAUUUCUUUUAAGGCA
Molecule: messenger RNA, 2949 nt
Organism: Orussus abietinus
Lineage: Eukaryota; Metazoa; Arthropoda; Insecta; Hymenoptera; Orussidae
Gene: MFS10
Product: sialin
Exons: 7
Coding region: 143-1654 (503 amino acids)
Biological process (GO): monoatomic anion transport; transmembrane transport
Molecular function (GO): transmembrane transporter activity
Source: RefSeq, a predicted model, not a curated record